This is a messenger RNA of Trematosphaeria pertusa, 2256 nucleotides long. RefSeq lists its product as uncharacterized. Gene Ontology annotation, molecular function: RNA polymerase II cis-regulatory region sequence-specific DNA binding; zinc ion binding; DNA-binding transcription factor activity, RNA polymerase II-specific. Gene Ontology annotation, biological process: DNA-templated transcription; positive regulation of transcription from RNA polymerase II promoter by galactose. Gene Ontology annotation, cellular component: nucleus. The record is from RefSeq and is a predicted model, not a curated record. The transcript is spliced from 9 exons. Bases 27 to 2231 code for a protein of 734 amino acids. NCBI's taxonomy places the organism in Eukaryota, Fungi, Ascomycota, Dothideomycetes, Pleosporales, Trematosphaeriaceae.
GUCAACUGCAUCUCUAACUCCCCGGCAUGAGCUCGGCUGAUGCCGCCGAUGCCAGGCCGGCAAAGCGGAACAGAAUCACAGUCGCCUGUACCUGGUGCAGACAGCGCAAGUCUCGUUGUGACGGGACGAGACCAAAGUGCUCUACAUGUAGCUACCACGGCUAUGACUGUGUAUACUCGGAUACACCGUCACUGACGAAGACGUCUGUGUCCAAAGAGCUGUUGGAAGCGCUCGAUUCCCGCUUAGCAACCCUUGAAAGCUCUGUUGCUGGACUCAACAGCAGGCUUACUCGCGUUGAAGGCUCCAAAGACGAUGUGACAGUCACGACUGCAAGCGCACACCAGUCCAGGUUCACCCUCUCCCCAAACCCCCUGGACUCUGAUGCGGAUGAGGGAACUACAGUUGAGGCCCACGACUCUACCGAUGGAAUUGGGUCUAUUGUCUUCACCGAAGAAGAGAAUUCUGGAUUCUUCGGGCCGUCAUCCAAUAUAGCAUUCAUCCGCCAGAUUGUUCGCACUACGACCGCAACCCUCAGGCCCGCAGUAUCUGCUGCAAGUCCAGUGUCGCCGGGUAAUGCCCCUCUACAGAGCCACAUGCUUCACGUGUCCCGCCCACCUUCUCCUGCGCCAAGCCGAUUCAAUCUCUCUGAAAACAUCUCGAUUGGUACUGAGCCUUUUGUGCUUCCGCAAGAAAGGGAAACACUGCCGUUGAUACAGAUCUUCUUCAAUACAACCGGGGUUUUAUUCCCUUAUAUCGACAAGGAUGGCUUUUUACAAGCGUACCAUCAACUCAACUCCACAAACAUACGCACUGUUCGGAGGUCGUGGCUCGGUCUAUUAAACAUGGUCCUCGCCAUGUCCACGAGCACCAGUCACGGUAGCACGCUAACAGCUUCUGAACGUGCUGUGAAAUCAAAUAUCUUCUUUCGUCGGGCUUCGGCGCUCCGUGAAAAGCAAAUCCGCCACGGCACGAGCUUGGAAACUGUCCAGUUACUUCUCUUAAUGAGCCAGUAUUUGCAAGGUACAGAACGCUCGAUUGAAACGUGGAAUGUCCAUGGGCUCGCUGUCAAAGCAGCGUAUCAGCUCGGUCUGCACUCCCCAAAUGCGCUCAAAAAAUAUCCGCCGCUGGAGCAGGAGAUUCGGAAACGGACUUGGUUCGGGUGCGUUCUAUUAGAUCGGACUUUGAGCAUGACUCUAGGUCGUCCACCUUCCAUUCCUGAUAACUUUAUCAAGUUAGACCUUCCUUGUGCGCUCGCGUCUCUCCUCCCUUCGAGACCCGACCCCAUCCAAGACCCGACUGCCGAACACAGUGUUCAAUUUUACACAGCAACAAUUACACUCUAUGCCAUCAUGGGCCAAGUUGUGGACGUUCUAUAUGGGAACAACUUGGGCUGUGAGGUUCCCGAUAAUGUGUUCGACAUUGCCUCCCAUCUGCUACAGUUUGAACAGAAGUUCCUCGCCUGGCAGCGUUCUUUACCAGCAACCUUGGUCCUGGUUGAGCCGGACAUUUUGCGCUCUGAAACAAUCAACCAAGAAGCGCUUAGAUACCGCUUCAUCCUCACCAUGCGCUUUCUCAACCUCCGUAUUCUAACACAUCGUCCACUACUCUGCAAAUUUCUGGAAUAUCUAGGCACCUCAAAGUCUACCUCUCAGCAACUGGCUAUGCUGGGGCAAGUCGGUGCAAAUAGCGUGCGGAUUUGCGUCCAGUCAGCGCUCAUGAUUAUCAAAUUAAUGCAAGGAAUAUUGAGUCCUCCGGACCCUCCACGGCAUCUUCUGGGUGCUUGGUGGUUUUCUCUUUAUUACGUCUUCAAUGCGGCUUUGGUCAUUUACUCCACCCUUCUCGUGCAGCAUCAAGCGAAGGUCCAUAACCAAACUUUGGUACUCCACGAUCUUGACCUAUCAACAGAUUGCCUCCGUCAGGCGAUUGAAUGCUUGUCGCUGCUCUUCAGAGGGAAUAGGAUGACGGAGAAAUGUGUACGAUAUACUUCUUCCCUCGCUUACUUGCUGUCCCUAAUCUAUGACCCAGAUGGUUCUCAAGAAAUGAACUCCGCGAUGAAGCCGUCAACGAACUCUCUUGGAGCACCUUCAAUGCAACGCCCUUCGGACGAGGCCCACCCGCAUGAUUUAUUUGACUUUCUUGACUCAGACGACUUGCACAUGGGCAUGAAUUUGGACGACUUCUUUGGAGCAGACUCCAGCUUCAUGACAUCGCACAAAGAUCCUGAUCUUUAGUCUUACACACAGAGCGUAUUCUGAG